GGCGGGGUAGUCGUGCUGUGAUCUAUUGUGAGUCGCUAACCUCCCUCCAUUGACCCUCCCAGACAGGUUGUGCAGUCGAAUACAUCCACCUUCUCGCUGUAGUAUCGUGCCCCCCAUCAUGGCAUCUCUGUUGUCCCCAAUAGCUCGUCGAAGCCUGCUUGGGCAAUCAAUCCUCACGUCCGCCGCGACCGCAAGCCAUCGCCGAACUCUGAUGACCCUGCCAUCGUUCUCCCUCGAAGGCAAGACAUGCUUAGUGACUGGCGCAGCUCGCGGACUGGGAAAGGAAUUCUUGACGGCUUUCGCUCUUAGUGGUGCUCGAGGGGCAUGCGUAGACCUUUCGCUGCAAGCUGGACAAUCGUCAGUGAAGCACAUCACCGAGCACAUUUCCUCCCAAUCAUCGACACCAUCUUCCUAUAUUCCCGAGUUACGAGCCUAUGCCUGCGAUGUUACAUCCGAAGAACAAGUUCAGGAGACAUGGGAGUCAGUUGUCAAGGACUUUGGCAAGGUAGACGUUGUGGUGACUGCUGCAGGAAUUGUUGAGAAUUUCGAGGCCGAGAACUACGAAUACUCUCGUUGGCUAAAGAUGUUCGAUGUCAAUGUGAAUGGAAGCUUUCUUUUUGCAAAAGCGGCGGGAAGACACUGGAUAGACAACGAGAUCAAAGGCAAUUUGAUAUUGGUGUCCAGUAUGAGUUCUAUCAUUUGCGUACGUCCACAAAAGCAAGCGGCGUACAACGCGUCUAAAGCAGCCGUUUCGUUACUUGGAAGAAGUCUUGCAACAGAGUGGGGACCAAAGGGAAUCCGAGUCAACAGCCUCUGUCCGGGCUACAUGAAAACUGACCUCAUUGUCAAUCUUCUUGCAAAAGAAGGUCGCCAUAUCGAGGACGGGUGGGUGAAAGACGUUCCUAUGGGACGACUAGGGCGCCCAUCAGAGCUACAAGGCACGAUUGUGUGGAUGGCCAGUGAUGCAAGUUCCUACCUCAACGGAAGUGAUAUUGUCGUUGAUGGUGGGUACUGUUGUUGGUGAGAAUGUUUUGAACAAUAGUGCAAACAUUACCCCUAAGCCUUCCUACUAAUAACGAAACAUCCCUUCCUUGGAUAUGUCCUUCCUUGCAUAUGUCAAUUAAGAUUUUGGGGGGUUAUUCUUCUGUCGAUAAUUUCCGCGGCCGCUG
Messenger RNA from Hyaloscypha bicolor E, 1169 nucleotides. Its product is annotated as short-chain dehydrogenase/reductase-like protein SDR. The transcript is spliced from 4 exons. Gene Ontology annotation, molecular function: oxidoreductase activity, acting on NAD(P)H, oxygen as acceptor. The record is from RefSeq and is a predicted model, not a curated record. Gene Ontology annotation, cellular component: intracellular anatomical structure. Bases 119 to 1024 code for a protein of 301 amino acids. Lineage: Eukaryota; Fungi; Ascomycota; Leotiomycetes; Helotiales; Hyaloscyphaceae.